Messenger RNA from Hyposmocoma kahamanoa, 2873 nucleotides. RefSeq lists its product as uncharacterized. The record is from RefSeq and is a predicted model, not a curated record. Lineage: Eukaryota; Metazoa; Arthropoda; Insecta; Lepidoptera; Cosmopterigidae. The transcript has 6 exons. The coding region runs from base 121 to 1530 and encodes 469 amino acids.
CCCAUCGGCCGUCGAAAUUUCCUUAAUUUAACGAAAACCUGUUGUUAAAACAUGUUAGAAGCGUUUACGAAAUCUGUUUGUGGCAAAACAAUGGUAAAAUAGUGAAAAUAAGCUGUAGUAAUGGGGGAGAAGAUGAAUAGAGAGUACUUCGCUUCGGACACUGCAACCUUCAACUACAAUAAUGUGACGGGCGGCGCAGACAGCGCCAGCGGAGGUUCGGGCGGGUCGGGCAUGGAGUGUAUGCAGUUGCGCUCGCCCCCCGGACCCUUCCAUUACCUCAUCUCGGAGCAGGCUAAGUCCCUCGUCGCUCUACAGGAACUCCAGAAUGAGGUCGGAGCUCUGCUCGAGUUUCGCGACCUCGUCAUCGAGACAUUCCCGAACCUCCGCUCGAAGAUGGCACCGUCGACGCCCGCCAGCGGCACCCGCCGAGACUGGGAGCCGGGCGUGCGCGUGCGGCGCAAGCUCGCCGGAGGGGGCGGCGACGCGGCGCGCGCCAAGCCGCAGCCCUCCGUACAGGACUCGGGCUUCAGCACCGAGACGUCCUGCGGCAAAGACGCGCACUCGUCGUCCGCCUCCGCAUCGGCGCCCGCGUCUCGUCCGCGCCCGCUCGAGGACGAACUGUGGGCGCUGCUCGACGUCAUCCAGCGCAAGGGCGGGCGGCUGCGCGACGAGGCCGAGGUGCUGCGCGGCGAGCUGGACGAGCGGCACGAGGCGGACACGGCGGAGGAGUCUUUCGCGCGCGCCCUGUCCGCCGGCUGCGGCGACGGCGCCGACCUGCGGCGGCUGCGUUGCGAGCGCGACGCGCUUCUCGCGCGCGCCGCGCAGCUGGAGGCAGAGGCGGCGCACGCGCCGCUUGCUCUGCGCGCGCCUCUCGGCCGACUCGACAGCGCCCUGCACGCGCCCGCUCCCAUGCCGAAGGUGCCCGUUCCGGACUCGAAGAAGUUCGCGGCGAUUCUCCUCGAGAGCAAUCCCGUCGAACUUCAAAGACAGCUUCUCACCACUACCGUACAAAAUCAGUUACUAUGCGAGCGGUUAAAGCGCGCAGCGGCACUGCGCACAGCGCUACUGGAACGGUACGAGCAAACGCGCGAUCAAAACGACGACCUCAGGUUUAGGUUGGAGGAAAAGAACAUAGAGUUAGAAGGCGCGCGAGCUCGAGUGCGGCAGCUGGAGACGCGCGAGCGCGCGCGCUCCGGCGACAGCCUCGAACGCAGCCGCGAACCGCACAGUAGCAUGCGCGACAUGGAGCCGCUACCCAUCCCCGACGAUGCCGACGACGACGACCGCCACGCCAGCGGGCCGGGCGGCACGCCGCGGCGCCGGCCCUCGCGCAUCCCGCUUCACACGGCGCACAAGGGCGCAGCCGCGCGUCGCGCGACGCGUCGGUGUCGGUGUCGGCGCCCACCCCGCGCAAGGACGGCAAGUCGGCGGUGCCGGUGCGGCGCCCGCCCGCCGCGCACGACAGCAAGGUGCGCUCCCGCUCGUUCUGGAACACCUGGUUUUUCAAGGACUCGUAGUGCCGCCGCCUGACGCGCCGAGUGCUAAACCCCACCGUGUGACAGUGCACCUCAGUGACUCACUCGUUAACAGUUCGUGCCGUUUUUCCCCCGUUCGGUAUUGGUUCCCGAGUCGCGAGCGCGAGCCGCCCGUCACGUAGUACACAUGCCAUUAUGUCGAUCGUAAGUUUUCGUUUCAUCUUCUUUCUUUUCGCUUCGACAUCGUUGGUCCCGAUUGCGAGACCUUACCUUUAGUUCCGAUGUAGAUUGAUUUUUAAGUUGUAGUUUUUUGUUUGUUUGGUUCGAAUCGUAGUUGGGGAAGCAUGUCCUUACACUACUAACAUAUUAAUCUUGUCACUAAACAAUCUCUGUGCUGGCUUGAAAAUCUAGAUUCUGAAAGAAAUCUCUUAAAUUGUUAACCUUAUCAUGACUAGUAAUAAUAUUAUCGAAUUAAGAAAUGUACUCGCUACAAAAUGAAAUCAAUUUAAAUACAGUUAAAAUGAAGUGUUUUAAAGCAUGUAACCUGCAGAAACUUAAUGUAAUGUGAACAUUGUACAGCCACAUCAUGGCCAGUGAAUGAAAUAAUGUUGCGAUUUUUACGCCACCCACUAUCCGGAAACAUACAUAUUAACACAUCCUUGUAAAAGUUGUCGUCUGUCGUGGAAGUGCGUGACGCUUAUUACAUAUUUUUGCAAAAUUAAUUUAUUUACACACGGGAACCAACUCGAUCCGCUUUACUUAAUGUUCACACGCUAUCCCGUCACACGAUAACUUUCGGUGGCAUGGGUUCAUUUAUUUAAUCAAUUUUGUGUUAUGUACAGUCGUCAUUGUUUGCGAAUUCUAGAAUCGAUUAAACAAGUUAAAAGUGAAUUUAUUAAAUAAUUGUGACAAUUCCAUAAAUAUCUUAGAAGCUAUGGUAAGUGUAAAAUUGUAUCUUAUAUUCCACUGCUACACAUAGCGUGCCAAUUCACGAGUAACACAGUAUUUACAUUAGUUUUUGUGCUCAUUACGUUAAUUUUAUUUUGUUUGUUAUUUAUUAUUUUUUGACAUGGUGGCAUAUGACGCAUUGGCCCGGAAUUGCACACAAAAAAUAAAUAUGAAAAUAACUUGCGCACGUGUUAAGAUUCUCGUAGUGAACACUGUAGCAGUGCAUAUUAAUUUCGCGAUUUUCCCGUACAGGGUCAGCUUUAGCACGAAAAAUAAAUUUUGCAGUACGUAAUGAAAAGGCUACGAGCACGUGAAUUAGUUAGUCUAACGUUCUAUUUCUUUCACCGUUCGGAUACACAAAUAAUCUAUUCUAACUUACCGAACGGUGAAAAGAAAUUCAACGUGAACGUUGUCGGCGGUAGGGUUAUGUGUGACUGAUGUUCGUGCGGG